UUGGUUAGUCAUUAACCCCACUAGACUUUACACCCGAAGCAAGCUCACCACCUCACCAAGUCCUAUAACUACAAUCGUGUGGAUUGUUACUGAAAAAAAGGAGCACAUCCCUGUCAUAGCCGGAUUCAUUUUUUCAGUGUAAAGAUGAGUGAUAUCUCUGACGAUGAUAAUGAGAUCUGUUUCGCAGUUAAAUUUCUGGGGCGUGUUGAGGUGGUCCGUUCUGAGGGCAUGCAGGUCCUGAAUGAGGCCAUUCAGAGCCUGAAGAUGCCUGACAAAGAGUCAUCGGCAAAGGUGCAGAAGAAGAACAAGGUGUCUUUGUUUUUGUCCAUGAGCGGGAUUGACAUUUUGGAGCAUAAAACCAAGUUCAUGCUGUACACAUGCCCCCUCUCCUCCGUGUCCUUCUGUGCAGUCAUCCAGAGCACACCCAAAGUCUUUGGCUUUGUGGCCAAACACCCAGCUGCAGACAUGUACCACUGUUAUCUCUUCCAGAGCAAGACAUUUUCUCAUCUGCUGGUGUCCAUUAUCGGAGAUGCAUUUCGGGCCACAAAGAGAGAGGAAAGUCUCAGAGGAGGCGGACGGGAUCUGAUUGUGGAGGCACUGAGGCACAAGAAUAAAGUCCUGCAGAGGGAGAAUGCCGAGCUGAGGAUGAGACUUAAUGCAUCAGGAGAUUAACGUUUCACUGCAGUGAUGACACCGCGCCUCUACUGAGAACACAGGAACUGAACAUGACAGAUGUUUGAAGAGGAGUGGCCAUGUCAAAUAUACUGUAAUGCAUGUUGAUGAUACAUGACUGUAACUUAACUAUAAUGUCUGAAUAAAACAAUGAAUUAACAGCUA
Messenger RNA from Oncorhynchus keta (chum salmon), 837 nucleotides. RefSeq names its product PTB domain-containing engulfment adapter protein 1-like. The transcript has 8 exons. The record is from RefSeq and is a predicted model, not a curated record. The coding region runs from base 145 to 672 and encodes 175 amino acids. NCBI's taxonomy places the organism in Eukaryota, Metazoa, Chordata, Actinopteri, Salmoniformes, Salmonidae.